This is a messenger RNA of Acanthoscelides obtectus, 1302 nucleotides long. Lineage: Eukaryota; Metazoa; Arthropoda; Insecta; Coleoptera; Chrysomelidae. The record is from the annotation of a GenBank genome assembly.
AUGCCUAGAAACUAUGUAAAAAAAUCUGCAGGGCCUUCAUAUACGUAUACAUCUGAAGAUAUUAGAAGAGCUGUCGAGGAUGUCGCAAACAAAAAUAAAACCUAUAGAGCAGCUGAAGAGUUCUAUGGUGUUCCUAAAUCUGUUAUCUGUCAAAGACUUACUGGAAAAAGAAGAACCCCCAUUGUCCUAUCAGCACAAGUUGAGAAUACUAUAGAGAAAUGUAUCCUUGCUCGAGCGGAAUACGGUUAUCCCUGCGGUAAAAAUGAGCUGCAGGACCUAGUCAAAACUUAUGUCGAGAGCAAAGAAUUACAAACUUAUUAUAAAAACAAUAGACCCGGAGACGAUUGCCCGAAUAAGGCCUGUUUUAUUUAUAACGCAGAUGAAAGUGGUUUUCCUAGUGACCCUAGUCGCAUUCGUGCAAUAGGCCGAAAAGGUAGGCCACUUUGUAGAGUAUCAGGAGGUAGUGGUAGGGAAAAUACCACGGUGCUCGCUUGCAUUGGAGCCGAUGGAUCUGUUUUACCUCCGCUAGUCGUAUUCAAGGGAGCCGCAGUUCAGCCAAGAUGGGUUUCAGAAAAAGAAUACCCUGGUACCCGUUAUACCACCUCAAGUAAUGGAUGGAUGGAGGAGCCGCAAUUCUUCCAUUGGUUCACCAACAGCACCAAAUUUUCCAUAAGCGAAUUUACUGGAAAUAGUGUUGAUAGUACUCUUCAAGAACGAGAAAAGAUGCAGCCACCUAACGUCUCAUAUCUACGUUCCUGUUUUCAAGAGAUCAUAUCUUCCACAUCCCAAUCUAGCGCAACUGAUAUUUCAAAUCAACCUUUGGUGUUGCAAACCAGCCUACAACAAAUUGAUAUGUCUGAUGAACCGACCACUUCCCAAGUCAACACACACCCGAUGAUUGAUUCCCAAAACGCAACUCAAAAUACCAAUGUUUCAAAGAAACCUUCUGCUACAAAUGGAUCAGAAAUUGAGAAUCUCUUUUUUAAAAGAACUGAAUUGGAAGAUGUCGUACAACAAAAAACAACAAACGUUCGAUUAAAACAAAAGACUUAUGGUGAAGUACUUACAACAGAAGAUGUCUUGAAAAGACUUAAGGAGGCCGAAGAAAAGAAGCAGUUGAAAAAGAAACGUCCAAAAUUACAAAAUACAGAAAUAGAAACGAUAAAGGUGAAAAAAUUAAAAAAACAAAAGUGGACUUUGACUGAAAAUGCCAGUGAUAGUUCCUUGGAUGAAAAUGAUGAAGAUGAAAUUGACAUUAAGGCAUGCCAAUUUUCAGAGCAAUUUCAUUUUAGUAAGCUUUAA